UUAGCGAUUGCGAUGGUCAUUUGUGACCUCUCGCGGGCAACCAGCUUGUCCUUCGGUCAACAUGCCCAGCGUUUCGCGGCCCCUUUCGCGGGGCUGGCGUUUUACGUUGCAUACAUGCGCCCUAAAUAUAGAGUAGCAUGAUACAAGCGAGAAAUAUAGUGCAUGGGGCAUCCACGCCUGGCGUGGACGCAAGCGUCUACGAGGGGCGUGGACGCCGAUGUACGCCUCAGCUCGCCCAUUGGUUGUGCUGCCUAGCCCUGUCGACUCGAGACAUAGCUGGCGUUGCAAAUCUUCCUAACGAUACCUUGAUACUUCAUAAGACACCUUACUUUCAGAGCUCCAGCACGUUGCAUUUGUGUGCGAAAUGACGAAGCGUUCUCGUCGUCGCGACAUUGAUGACGAGAUUGCGAACGAGAUUGCAAACUUAAAUUUGCAGCUUGCCGAUCUUGAAGAGAUUAUCAAGGAGAAAGCGGCGGAAGAGAAGGAAAUUGCGCCCCAAGCGCGGAAGACGCGCCAGGAGCUUAGCAAGUUGCAGGCCCAGCUCGCCAAAGCAGUCCUUAGUGAUGAGGAGAAAGCUUUUCUCCAAGCCAAGCAGCAGGAAGCUGAAUUCCAGAGCCAUGACCUGACGGCAGUGCGCACCGCGUUGGAGCAGCUCCGCAAGAAAGAGGAGCAGCUGCGGGAUGAUAAGAAGGCGCUGCGAGAGCAGCUGCAGAAGCAAGUCCAAGUCCAACCUCUGAGCGGGCUGCAGCAACAGCUCCAGACGCUGCCAAACCCGUCGGACAUGGUUAACAGCAACAUCUGGUCGCUCGAAACGAACCACGGCUUCUUUCGGUGCUUGCGGCCAACCGCGGGCGUGGGCGCCACCAGGGCUCUGCCGGUAGCGCUGUACGACGCUGUUCUGGACAAGGCGGCGGGGCUGUUCCGUGAGGCGCUGCUGUGCAAGUGGAUCCGCGAGGACGACAGCCGCAGCGGUAGCAGCAGCAGCGGUUGUGCUGGUGUCGGCGGCAGUAGCAGCAGCGGCAGCAGUGGCGGUGGCUGCGGAGCUGGUGGCGUUCCCCCAUCAGACGCCGACUGCUUUGUGGCGACCAGCCUGUGCGCGGCCAUGGCCAAGAGCUUCCCCAGCGAGGCCGACCGCAUGGUGGCGUUCGUCAAGAUACUCAGUGAAUACCUCGGCGAGCCCAUCAAGCCUGACAGUCCAAUCCUCGGUGCGGACUUCAAGACCGAUGGGAGCCUGCUGUGCCAGGUCGGGCCCGUGUCGCUGCCGGUGUACAUCCAGGAGCUCAAGAACGAGAUCGGCACCAGCAGCGGCGACCCCUACUUCCAGGGCCAGCGCUAUUACCAAUUAUACGUGGCCAGCCCGGAGCUGGCCGAGUGGGUGCGGCACAGCGUGCUGCCCGUGCUGUUCCUGGAGCUGGUGGGGCCGCACCUGCGCGUGUCGGCGCUGGCGUCGCCGGCGGACGUGACCGUGGUGUGUGAGCCGCUCACGCCCUACCUGCACCUGUUCAGCAUGCACCGCUGCCAGCCCGACCACAUGGUCCGCCUGGCGCUGGUGCUGCGGGCGCUGAAGCGCAGCAUCGGGCUGCUCAAGGACGCGUGCGUGCAGCAGCUGCAGAAGCAGCAGCUUACAGUUGCUGCCGCGGCCGCCCCACCCGCGGCGGCAGAGCCUGCGGCCUUCGCCUCCACCUUGGCUUCUUUGGCUUCGGCGGCGGGGUCGGAGCAGUCAGGGGCAUCCGCCUCGGCUGCGUCGGCUUCGGCGGGCGAGGGAGGGAGCACGGCGCGGCGCGGGGUGGUGCCGCUGCUGCGCGACGCGGCCCUGCAGCUGCCGUACCCACUGCGCCUGGGUACGCGCUUCACGGAAGUGGUGGCCUGGAACCCUGGCGUGUACAACCCGCUGUACUUUGCCAAGUACAGGCCAAAGCUGGACGCGGAUGCGGCUCCUGGCGCCGCCGCGGCUGCAACUGCGCCGGCGGCCGGCCCGCCUGUGGCCGUGGUGGUCAAGUUUUCGCACAUGAGCGCGCAUGCGGUCGACGUGCAGCGCGCCUGGGCGGCGGCGGACCUGGCACCCAAGGUGUUCACCAGCAAGCGGCUCGGGUGCGGCCUGACCAUGCUGGUGAUGGAGCAGCUGGAGGAGGCGCAGGGGUGGCGCAUGUUCCACGGCCUGGAAAAGGGCCUGAAGGCGCAGCUGCACGGCGCGGUGGUGGAGGCGCUGGGCAGGGCGCAUGCUCUGGUGGUGGACCAGGCCCGCGGCCUGCGCGGCGUGCACGCCGACCUGCGGCAGGCGAACGUCAUGGUGCAGCUGCUGAUGCCGCAAGGCGGCGGUGGCGGCGGCAGCGGUGGUGGCGGCGGCGGCAGUGGUGGUCGCGGCGGCGUGAACGACGCGGCGCCGCAGCCGCAGAUCCAGGUCCGGUUCGUGGACUUUGACUGGGCAGGGCUGCAGGGCCACACGCGGCUGCCGGCGUUCAGCCGCAAGCGGCUGAAGGACUACGAGUGCGGCUGCGAGGUGACGCAGGAGUACGACUGGCUGCUGUGGGAGCACGAGGCGGUGUAUGGGUCCCGAUGAUGGACCUUUGUAUGUGAGAUGGGUGGAUGGGUGGGCCAUGGGCGGGUGUGGGGUUUUGCACAACAACAUUUCUAAAUAGCAUAAGUGGAGAUGGAUGAGUGCAUAGCAGCGGCGGCGGCAGCGGCGGCGGCAGUGGGAUCAUUGCGGCGGCGCCACAGCGGUGGCGCAUUCAUGGGACAAACAGCCACUGCAGUCAAUUGUGCGCAUGCGCGUUUAUUUCAAGGCAUGCAGCAGCAGGGAUCACGUGUGGGUGUCGGGCGCUCUUUGGUUAUCGGUCAACAUGCCGCCUGGCUGCAUGCCUCCGCCGGCGCGUGCCCACUUGUGUGCAUGGGGCUGCUGCGCAGCUGGUUGGCCCUGCACGCAUGUGAUUUGCCGCACACACCGCACACACAAGCCGUACCCUGCUAACGUACAGACCCCCCCGCCACACACACACACACGCACAUCUCCGUUGCGCAAUACAAGUACAUGCUGCCGCCGCUCAAAGCACAUACGUCGGCCAGAAGCCGUAUGUCGGGGGCGUGGGGCUUCUCACGCGCAGGCGUACAUGGGCCACUGGCUGGUGUCUGUACCAAUUGCCACUUCCGUGUGCGUGUACACAAGUGCGUGCGGCAUGGAGUGGCCAGACCUAGUUAUAGGACGGCGGGGCAUUGGGGCAUUCACUGCUGCGACGACAGUGUGGGUGCCGGCUGCUGGCGCGGCAGCUGCGCCAGCAGGGUGCCGGCCCCGCUGCUGGCACCUGCCGGUCGUGAUGUAUGGCGGUGGUAGGUGUGAUGGACCCCAGCGCGGGAUUGGAAAACCGUCAGCGCCACCAGGGUGGGAAGUUGGGCGCGCUGCGUGGGCGUGGGAGCAGCUAACGUGACGACCCGGCUAUUGUUUGCAUGGGCUUAGCUACUGUCAGUAUGUGCAGUGCAAAGUUGCGGACCACAAGUAGUCUGCACGCGCCUGAUGGACAAGUAGAUAGAGCCCGAUAUGCGCAAUGUGCUAUGUUGGGCUUAGUUCUUGGUAACUCCCCGCAGUGCGGGCCCCAAGUCUGGGUGCGAGGUAGAUAGAGUGGGCAUAAGGCGAUGCAAUGUUGUAAGCUGAAUAGAGAAGAAUAAAGAGCGAGGACUGCAGCUGUGUGACUGGUUGUCAGGACGGCGGAGGGGUUGCGUGAAAGCACUAUGUAAUCCGAGAUAAGA
This is a messenger RNA of Chlamydomonas reinhardtii, 3741 nucleotides long. RefSeq lists its product as uncharacterized. The record is from RefSeq and is a predicted model, not a curated record. The coding region runs from base 365 to 2560 and encodes 731 amino acids. Lineage: Eukaryota; Viridiplantae; Chlorophyta; Chlorophyceae; Chlamydomonadales; Chlamydomonadaceae. The transcript has 6 exons.